Messenger RNA from Morus notabilis, 2429 nucleotides. RefSeq names its product CO(2)-response secreted protease. Gene Ontology annotation, molecular function: serine-type endopeptidase activity. NCBI's taxonomy places the organism in Eukaryota, Viridiplantae, Streptophyta, Magnoliopsida, Rosales, Moraceae. Gene Ontology annotation, biological process: proteolysis. The record is from RefSeq and is a predicted model, not a curated record. The transcript has 11 exons. The coding region runs from base 1 to 2346 and encodes 781 amino acids.
AUGACUAACUUUCAUAUAUUACUCUCUUUUCUCUCUCUGCCAUGGCUUCUCAUCAACGUUUCUUGGGCCUCUGCAUCAAAUCAUGAUGUUCUGAAGCAUUAUGUUGUUUAUAUGGGAGCUUCAGAUCCAUCGCUGAAUGGAAACGGAGAUGAUGCUAAAGUUGGAGAAUCUGCUUAUCUGCAAUUAUUGUCUUCCAUUAUAAAACCAAGCAAAGAAAAUUAUGAGAGAAUGUCUAUAAUACACAAUUACAAUCAUGCUUUUAGAGGAUUCUCUGCCAUGCUUACAGAGCUUGAAGCUUCUGUUCUAUCCGAUCAUGAGGAAGUUGUAACGGUAUUGCCCGACACAAUGCUUCAACUCCACACAACACGUUCGUGGGAUUUCUUGGAAGGAAAAGCAGGCAGGCUAUCAACAUGGACUUCUGAUAAGCAUUUGUCCAGUGACGUCAUAAUUGGAAUUAUUGACACAGGGAUAUGGCCGGAGUCUCCAAGUUUUCAUGAUGUGGGAAUGGGGCCAGUCCCUUCCAGAUGGAAAGGGGCUUGCAUGGAGGGAUUCGACUUCAAAAAAUCGCAUUGUAAUAGGAAGUUGAUAGGUGCAAGAUACUACAAUGCCCCACUGAUGUCAAGCGGCAACCAGAGUCAGGAAGCAAAAAGCAACGGCUCUCCAAGGGAUACCGUGGGGCAUGGAACGCACACGGCGUCCACUGCAGCAGGUGUGAGAGUAGCCAACGCCAGUUACUACGGCUUAGCCAAAGGGAUGGCAAGAGGCGGCUCUCCUUCUGCUAGGAUCGCGAGCUACAAAGCAUGCUCGCCCGAGGGCUGCUCGGGCGCCACCAUCUUGAAGGCGAUCGACGAUGCCAUCAAGGAUGGAGUUGACAUGAUCUCCAUUUCCAUUGGAAUGAACUCACUCUUCCAAUCUGAUUACCUGAAUGACCCGAUAGCCAUCGGAGCAUUCCACGCCGAGCAAAUGGGGGUCAUGGUCAUUUGCUCCGCAGGGAAUGAUGGACCGGAUGCUUACACUGUUGUCAACACUGCUCCGUGGGUAUUGACCGUUGCAGCUUCAAGUAUUGACAGAGAUUUUCAGUCAACAGUGCUGCUUGGAAAUGGGAAAGCCCUCAAAGGAUCUAGCAUUAAUUUCUCAAACCACUCGCGCUCAAAGGCAUAUCCACUUGUUUUCGGAAAGGACGUGACAGCCAAUUUUACUCCUGCAUCUGAAGCAAGAAACUGCUAUCCAGGAUCAUUGGAUCCUAAAAAGGUUGCAGGCAAGAUUGUUGUCUGCGCUAACGAUGACCCCUCUGUUACAAGACGAAUCAAGAAACUAGUUGUCGAAGACGCCAAGGCAAAAGGAAUGAUUUUGAUUGAUGAAGAUGAGAAAGGAGUUCCUUUUGAUUCAGGCGUUUUCUCAUUUGUAGAAGUUGGAAGUGUUGCAGGGUCUCAGAUUCUUCACUACCUAAAUUCUACCAAGAAGCCGACAGCAGCAAUCCUUCCAGCAGUCGAAGUUCUGAGAUAUAGACCCGCACCAGUUGUCGCCUAUUUUUCAUCGAGGGGUCCUGCACAGCUCACAGAAAAUAUUCUCAAGCCGGACAUAAUGGCUCCAGGGGUGGCCAUUUUAGCUGCUGUGAUUCCCAAGAGUAAUGAACCAGGGACUGCUCCAACCGGGAUGGAGCCAUCAGAUUUUGCCAUGAAAUCUGGAACAUCAAUGGCUUGUCCACAUGUAACAGGAGCGGCUGCAUUCGUUAAAUCAGUGCGCCGCAGAUGGACUUCUUCCAUGAUCAGAUCAUCUCUUAUGACAACAGCAACAGUAUACAACAACUUGAGAAAGCCUGUGACAAACAACUCGAAAUACAUAGCAAAUCCACACGAGACAGGAGUUGGAGAAAUAAACCCGAUCAAAGCUCUUAAUCCGGGCCUAGUCUUCGAGACAACCGUACAAAACUACCUUGAAUUCCUCUGUUACUAUGGCUAUUCAGAGAAGAACAUAAGAUCCAUGUCAAACACAAAGUUCAGUUGCCCAAAACUCCCGAUUGCACAACUAAUCUCCAAUGUUAACUAUCCAUCAAUCUCUAUUAGCAAGCUCAGUCGACACGAAGCCGCGCCUAAAGUCAUCAAAAGGACCGUAACAAAUGUAGGACCCUCCAACUCUACGUACAUCGCUAACGUUAAUUCUCCGAAGGGCUUGGUGGUGAAAGUUACACCGGAUAAGAUUGUGUUCAACAAGGUCCAGAAGAGGGUUCCUUUCCAGAUUUCAUUUUUUGGCAAGGAGGCUCCUAAAGGCUAUAAUUUUGGAUCUGUUACUUGGUUUGAUGGCCGCCAUUCUGUUCGUGUUGUAUUCAGUGUGAAUGUUGAAUGAUUUCGAAUUUGUGUCGAAGUAAAGAGAUAAAUUUGACACAAACAAAAAUAUAGAGAAACCUCAAAAUUUUCUUUUUUUUUUUC